GAAUCAAAAAUUAUAUUUAAAACCCGAUAUUAUUCAAGGGUAACUAAAACGCUGAGUAAUUUAACAAUGUCAAAGCUCAAUUAUAAACAAAAAUUAGCCCUAUAUUUGUUUUCUAUGGUGCUUUUAAACCUACCAUCAUCAUCGGUUGAUGCAACAAAGGUCUUGAACGUACAAAAUUUUGGAGCGAGCGACAUGGGCAAAACCGACACGAGCAAGGCCUUCCUAAGUGCAUGGAAGGCUGCAUGCAACACCAAGGGAUCGGCGACGAUUUUUAUACCAAAGGGGAGGUAUUUGCUUCAUCCGGUAAACUUUGAAGGUGUUGAUUGUAAGAGCAAUAAUAUUAGGUUUGAGAUGGAUGGAACAAUAGUAGCACCCUUUGAUUAUCAUUUGUUAGGUGGGGUGGAACGAUGGAUUGGGUUUGAAAGGGUUAGUGGUGUUACUAUCGCUGGUCAUGGAACUUUUGAUGCCAAGGGAGCUUCCUUAUGGGCUUGCAAGAAGGGUCAAAAUGGUGCAAAUUGUCCUGAUGGAGCAACGACAUUAACAUUUACCAACUCCAACAAUAUAGUGAUCAAAGGCAUUACUUCACUUAACAGCCAGUUGUACCAUAUUGUGAUUAAUAACUGUAAGAAUGUUCUUUUUCAAGCUGUCAAGAUUAGAGCCACCGGAAACAGUCCUAACACUGAUGGUAUUCAUGUCCAAUUUUCGUCGGACGUCACUAUUAUGAACUCUAACAUUAAAACCGGAGAUGAUUGUGUAUCCAUUGGACCCGGGACUAAGAACUUGUGGAUGGAACGGAUUGCUUGUGGACCAAGUCAUGGUAUCAGCAUUGGUAGCCUAGCAAAGGACAAGGAUGAAGAAGGGGUCCAAAAUGUGACAGUGAAAACAGCAGUAAUCAGUUACUCAACAACUGGUGUUAGAAUCAAAUCAUGGGGAAGGCCUAGCAAUGGCUUUGUUCAAGGUGUUGUCUUUCAAGAUAUUCUUAUGCACAAUGUUUGGAAUCCUAUUAUUAUUGAUCAAAAUUAUUGUCCUCACAAUAUUAAUUGUCCAAAUCAGGAAUCAGGUAUAGAAAUCGAGGAUGUGAGGUACCAAAAUAUAAGAGGAACUUCACAAAGCGAGGUAGCGAUGACAUUUGAUUGCAGUUCCACAAAUCCAUGCAAAGGAAUUCAACUCCAAAAUAUUGAUCUCAAAUACAUUGAUGGAAAAGCCCAAUCAUAUUGUAAAAAUGCUCAUGGGAAUGUUUUUGGCUUGAUUCAACCCACCAAUUGCUUGAAAUGAAAUUACAUUUUAAUUUGUACCCACAUUGUUGUAUAAUUUAAAUGAU
Amaranthus tricolor (Joseph's coat) is the source of this 1321-nucleotide messenger RNA. Its product is annotated as polygalacturonase-like. The coding region runs from base 67 to 1275 and encodes 402 amino acids. Gene Ontology annotation, molecular function: polygalacturonase activity. The transcript has 4 exons. NCBI's taxonomy places the organism in Eukaryota, Viridiplantae, Streptophyta, Magnoliopsida, Caryophyllales, Amaranthaceae. The record is from RefSeq and is a predicted model, not a curated record. Gene Ontology annotation, biological process: carbohydrate metabolic process.